Molecule: messenger RNA, 2729 nt
Organism: Ostrinia nubilalis (European corn borer)
Lineage: Eukaryota; Metazoa; Arthropoda; Insecta; Lepidoptera; Crambidae
Product: protein artemis-like
Exons: 3
Coding region: 277-1434 (385 amino acids)
Biological process (GO): double-strand break repair via nonhomologous end joining; telomere maintenance; interstrand cross-link repair
Molecular function (GO): 5'-3' DNA exonuclease activity; damaged DNA binding
Source: RefSeq, a predicted model, not a curated record
UAUAAAAGAAAGUCGUGUUAGUUACUCCACUUAUAACUCAAGAACGGCUGAACCGAUUUAGCUGAAAAUUGUCAGGGAGGUAGUUUAGAGCCAGGAGAAGGACAUAGGAUACUUUUUAUCCCGUUCGAAAUAAAAAAAGUCUGCUUAUUUAUUGCCAUUAAGGCGGAACAAAGUUCGCCGGGUCAGCUAGUAUAAUAUAAGUAAUAAAACUUUUUCAACAUUCAAUCAAAUGAAACAAACCAAAUUAUUUCCAGUUCUAACUUAAAAACUUAGUAAAUGCAAAUGUUCAUACAUUGUUUUAUUUUUUCCAGAAUAAUGGCUUGUUCAAUGAGCUCGUUCAACGGUAUCAUCGCUGAAAUCCCAGGGAUAGCUGUCGACAACUUCGAGAGGUGUGACCGGACUGCGUACUUCUUGAGCCAUUGUCACACCGACCACACUCAAGGGCUGUCCAGUCCACAACUGAUUAAACAUUUGGAGGAGAACGAAGUGAAGAUUUACAUGUCAGACGUUACUGCUGGGAUUAUUGGUGCUAUACCUUGCUACGAUGGCGUUAAGAAGUUUAUUAAGACUUUAAGAUUAGGUUCAAAAACCCACGUAAAGCUCCCAUCACAAUACGAAGACUAUUAUCUGUGCGAAGUGACUCUGAUCCCAGCCGGCCAUUGCUUCGGCUCAGUCAUGUUUUUAUUCCAAACCCCGUUCACGACUGUACUAUUCACCGGUGACUUCCGUACAAAUUCCAACGAUGUGUCCAAGUUAGGUCAGCUUCAUAAAGACGGUGAACCUAUAAAGAUUGACAAAAUGUAUGUGGAUACAACGUUUAUGGAUAAGAUGUAUGAGAAUUUUCCCAAAAGGAGUGAGACGGUGGAAAAUGCAGUCGCUGAGAUUAAGGCAUGGCUGGAUGGAGAUGAAGAGAAUGCAGUAGCGUUGCAUCCGUCUGCUAGAUUUGGAUACGAAUAUUUAUUUAAUGAGAUAUACAGCCGGCUGGGUGUUAAAGUGUAUGUGGCGGAGAGAGAUUGGGCGAUAUACAGCGACUUCCCAGAGGCAAUUCCAAGCGUCACAAACAAGUACGACACACGAAUCCACAAAUGCAGCAACCGUUCAGAAAAAUACCCUCACCGUAACUGUGUCCAUGAUAUCAGUACAGCCAAAUAUUUGUUCGUUCACCUCUCUGCUAUGAAAUGGGACAACAUCAACAUAGAACAACGUUCAAACAGCAGGCUAUCUGACAAAAGGUUAGAUGUAUGUUUUUCAACGCAUUGCAGCCGAAGCGAGAUUAUAAAUUUUGUCACAUAUUUCUCUCCGAGCAGUGUCGUUGGGUUUCCUAAUAAGUAUGAAGUGGAUAAAAUUGAAGAUAAUAGUGUGAGGGUAGUUUUUAAAGCGAGUAAAAGAAAGAUUAGCAGUAUGGGAGGGAGACGAGAGAAGAUUGUAAGGUAGUCGGAAAUUUGAGGCUAAGUUUAAGCAUACGACCAUAUCGAGCUAACUGCGCACCUCGUUGGAAUUCAUUCGUCCGUACCAGAGCGGCGAUGUGACGUCACGGCCGCCGGGUGCGCAGUUAACGCAACCGCGUUGUACGAAACUUAUUAAUUAGUGCAAAAAACAAAUAUUUUUCGAUACUUUAAUAAUUAUUUUUUCUUCCAAUAAGAAUUUUUUUUUUGCAAUUGGCUCUUUGUUUUUUGAUGAUUUUUUGUUUGUUUUUAUGAGCUAACUUUUUUAACUAAUUAAAAAUACAUAAAAUGAUGCAGGGACAUUCUCAUGAACAGGGGAUUCUCUUAAGUUAUUUUUGUAUGAGUUUUCGAUUUUAUUUAAUUAAGUUUUAAGUUAAAUUAUGCAAUUUAAAAUUGUAUUGUGCUAAUGAAAUAGUCUAAAUUUGAUUUUGACUGAAUUAAUGAUUACUUUCGUUCCUUGAUUUUAUUAAAUUUUUAUCUCCUCUAUGAAAUUCAUUAAUUUAAGGUUAACUGGAGGAAAAUGCCAUUUGGCAUUAAGUUUGCCUUUAAUGUACUAUGAUUAACUAGCGGCCGCCCGCGACUUCAUACGCGUGGAACCCGUUUUACCCCCUUAGGGGUGGAGUUUCGUAAAAUCCGUUCUAAGUGAGCACUGAGCACCUACGUUCUAAAAGGAACCCCCAUGCAAUAUUUAAACUCCUAGCAUUUGUAGUUUCUGAGAUUUCCUGAUGAGUGAGUGAGUCAGUCAGAAAGUGACCUUUCGCUUUUAUUAAAUUAAAUAUAGAUAUGAAAGCCAUGUACUAAGUAUAUGUUUGAUGUUGAAAUUACUUCUUCUUGUGUUCUUCUUAAUUUACUUUAUUUGUAACUAUUAUCGGUUAUAGCGGUUUUUUUGAGACAUCAAACGUCAGUGAGACUUCAUAAUCAGUGGGUCUAGACAAAGUGCAAAUUAUAAUCGCAAACCAGUCGAUAAGUGAUCGAAAAGCCCCUUUUUUGUAUGGAGUUUUGACGGAUUCGAUUGUUUUUUUGUAUGGAGUUUUGACGGAUUCGAUUUUCAAUUCGAUCAAAAAGUGCGUUUUGUCUAGGGGGGCAGAUUUGUAUGCUCUGUCACGUCAUAAUAUGUCAAUGUCACCCCUCCCGUGCCCCUGCCAUACCUCAGGCACUGACUGGGUUAAGCGCUAGUACCUAUAAUAUUGUGAUAAUUAUAGAAUAAGCAAAUUGUGAUAUAAUAUAUCGAUUUGUCGAUUGUUAUUUCUAAUUAAAUUGGAAUAAACUUAUUUUUUGCUAAAA